AUGAGGUUGCUUUCCUACUUCACCGCAAUACUGUGCACAACAGGAAUUGCCCUCUCAGCAACAACAACCAAAAGUGACAAGCUAGCACGCUUCCAGUCCCUCUCUCGAUCAACCCCCAUUGACCUAGACGAUUCGAUAUACAAUGAGCUUACAUCAGCGCCCCGAGACUACUAUGUCGCAGUGAUGCUUACAGCCACAGAUGCGCGCUUUGGCUGUGCUCUCUGCCGGGAAUUCCAACCGGAAUGGGAUCUCAUUGCAAAAAGCUGGAGCAAGGGCCAAGUCAGCGAUAUCAAUUUGAUAUUUGGCACUCUAGACUUUAGUAAUGGAAAAGACACAUUUAGACAGCUGAUGUUGCAAACUGCCCCCGUGGUACUACUAUUCCCUCCAACAGUGGGACCUGGCGCAACAGCCGAUGGAGCUCCUCAAAGAUUCGACUUGUUUGGCCCAACCACCGCCGAUCAAGUCUACGUCUGGAUCACCCGUCAUCUCCCCGAAGGCUCGAAGCCGCAAUUGGUGCGUCCCAUCAACUAUAUGCGACUUGCCUCCGCAGUCACCCUGCUACUUGGCGCAAUCACACUCUUCACAGUAACCUCGCCAUAUGUGAUUCCUAUUAUCCAGAAUCGGAACAUCUGGGCGGCCAUCAGCUUGAUUGCCAUCCUUCUAUUCACUAGCGGUCAUAUGUUCAACCAUAUUCGAAAGGUUCCAUAUGUUGCGGGAGACGGACGAGGUGGAAUCUCCUACUUUGCCGGUGGAUUUUCAAACCAGUUUGGCAUGGAGACCCAGAUUGUAGCUGCAAUGUAUGGCAUACUUUCCUUCGCAGUCAUCGCAUUAGCCUUGAGAGUUCCACGCAUGGCCGAUGCCAAGACGCAGCAAUUGGCUGUCAUUAUCUGGGGCGUCAUCCUUCUCGGCAUAUACAGCUUCCUUCUCAGCGUUUUUAGGGUUAAGAACGGCGGCUAUCCUUUCUAUCUGCCCCCAUUCUGA
Molecule: messenger RNA, 981 nt
Organism: Talaromyces marneffei
Lineage: Eukaryota; Fungi; Ascomycota; Eurotiomycetes; Eurotiales; Trichocomaceae
Exons: 4
Coding region: 1-981 (326 amino acids)
Cellular component (GO): oligosaccharyltransferase complex
Source: RefSeq, a predicted model, not a curated record